Molecule: messenger RNA, 3581 nt
Organism: Condylostylus longicornis
Lineage: Eukaryota; Metazoa; Arthropoda; Insecta; Diptera; Dolichopodidae
Product: peptidyl-prolyl cis-trans isomerase FKBP8
Exons: 9
Coding region: 153-1292 (379 amino acids)
Molecular function (GO): peptidyl-prolyl cis-trans isomerase activity; protein binding
Source: RefSeq, a predicted model, not a curated record
UGACAGACAGACGACGAUAGUGCUAGCUGAGAAAAUUUUGUCAUUUGCUUAUGAAUUUUAGAAAUCUAGUUAAAUUUCCAAAUUUAAUUUUUUAUUUUAAAUUCAAAGUGACUUAAUUUUUAACAAGGUUUAAAUUUUGUUUAUAAAAUAAAAUGGAUACUGAAAAAUCUAGCAACAGCUCGUUUGAAGAUCUAACAAAUUUAAAUGAAAACGAUAUAAAAGACUUAAAAGAAAAUGCUCAAGAAGAUAAAGUUUCAAAUUCAGAAAUUGAAGACGAUAUUUUGGAUAUAUUAGGUAAUGGGCAGCUAACUAAGAAAACCUUAGUUAAAAGUUCAUCAGAUGUUAAAGCUCAAAGAGGUCAUAUAAUUAAAAUGAAUUAUGUUGGUAAGCUUGAGGAUGGAACCAUAGUUGAGGAACAACAAAAUUACGAAGUUCAAGUUGGAGACUUUGAUGUCGUACAAGGGUUAGAUAUGACACUGGCACUCAUGAGUGUUGGUGAAAAAGCAGAGAUCUCUGUCGAUCCAAGAUUUGCUUAUGGUUCUAUAGGAUUAAAAGCCGGAACUAAAUACUCAAUAGCUGCAAUUCCACCAGACGCUAAGAUUAUUUACACUGUUGAGUUGUUGGACACCAGAGAGGAAGAUGAGGAAAGUAUUAAAUUAUUUGAAGUUCGUAAAAAAAUUGGAAAUCAAAAAAGGGAAAGAGCAAAUUGGUGGUACAACCGAAAUGAAUUUAAUAUUGCCAUUCAGAUAUAUAGACGGGCCCUUGAAUACUUGGAUGAUAUAAAUGGUGGCAUUACUGACGGUGUUACUGAUGCCGAGUUAUCAAACAGCGAAUUGCAGGAAUUAUUGGAAGAUCGACUUAUAGUAUAUAAUAACUUGGCAAUGUCCCAAAUAAAAAUAUCAGCGUACGAUGCAGCUUUGAAAUCUGUGGAAACAGUUUUAAGAUGUCAACCAAACAAUUCAAAAGCUUUGUUUAGAAAAGGAAAAAUCUUAGAUGCGAAAGGUGAUACUAAAGGAGCGAUUUCUUUGCUUCAGAAAGCGGCUACCUUGGAACCUGAGAGUAAAACCAUCCAGCAAGAACUUGCAAAAUUAAUAAUUAAAUCUAGAAGAGAAGAAAGAAAUGAAAAAAUAAUGUAUCAAAAAAUGUUAGGUCGUGCUAAAAAGCUGGAACAAAAUAAUACUUCAAAUAAACAAGUCAGCACUGAUCUUCCAAAAUUGAAAUUAUUAGGGUAUUUAAUGGGCUCAAUUCUAAUAGGAGUCGCCGGUGUUGCUAUGUACAGAUACAAAUAUUGAGGAGAUAAUACAACAAAUUAAAUUUUAUUAGAAUGAAGAAAUUCUUCAUUAGUUAGAAUGUAAAGUUAUUUAGCUUUUUUGUUUUCUGUUUUACUCUAUUUUUCAGUUAUUUUUGAUGAUAAUUUGGAACAAUCGCAAUUUUUGUUUGUUUUAAAUAUAAUUAAUAUCUUGACGUUUUGUUGCAGAAUCCAGAAAUUUCAAAAUUAUAUGUUACUUAUAUUUUUAAUAUACAUACGUAUAUAUUGAAUAAAAGGAAGAUAUUACAAUUAUGCAAACUCAAUUUAUAUUAAGUAAAUAUAUACAAAAGAAUAUUAAUUGUAUAUUUUGUUACUAUUAUUGCUUUUUUCCACAUAAGUACAUAUGUACAUAUUAUUUGACGAUUUUUUUAGUUUUCUAAAUUCAAAUAAAUUUUACAUUAAAAUAAAUACCAAAAUUAAUAAAAUAUCAAGUUUUUGUUGAUUUCCUAAUUUUCAAACGUCAAGAAAUUUAAUUUUUCAAAUGCUUUUAUAAAAUUAAUUUUUAUUUUAUUUUAUUUAGAAAAUAUUGAUAUAGUUAUAUUAUUUAAAUACAUUUAAGCAAAUGUGCUUCAUUAAGAUCAAAAAAUAGGGGUGAAGAUAAUCUGUAUUAAAAAUGUAUAAAAGAAAAUCAUAAAUUAAAUAUAUGUAUUUAAUUUUAAAAUCGUUAUUAAAACAAUAAAUUUAAUGGAGAAUAUGUGAAGUGUAGUGAAGAAGAUAAAAAACCUUUCCGUUUUAUUUUUAAAUAUUUAAAAAUGGUGAUGAAUUUAAUUUUAUACCUUUUUCCACAUAUAAAAUAAGUGAACGCAUUAGAAUAAUUUUCAUGGUAUAUAUUUUUUUUGUAUUUCUCUUUUGUAAGUUUAUACAUUAAAACAUUUUAUUUGCUUUAAUAUAAUUUAAGUUUGUUUCCUUUUUUUUUAUUUUCAUAGCUUGAAUAUUAUGCACACAUACAUAUGUAUAUGCAAUAUUAUUAAUAAAUUUAUAAAUAAUAUUAAAAACUACAUAUGAACAUAAAUUUUAGGUUCCCCUUUUUUGUACCCUUAUUGCAAGCAAUAUUAAUCAUUGAAUCUGAAAUGCCAAGAAAAUAUCAACAAGCCAUACUUAAUUAUCAUACAUAUAGACAUUUUAAUGUUCAUAAUUUUAUUAACAUAAAUAUUUUAUUUCAAUGUUGAAAUAAAUGUAUUCAAUUGGAUUAAAAAGUUCAAAACAGAAACUGGCACAAAUUUCAUUUACAAACAUAUUUAUGUUAAAUCAUUUUUCCCUUCUAAUUUUCAAAAAUUAUGACCGGUAUUUUGUUGCUCCCAUGUCAUAUUUUAAUAUAACAUGAGAACAUUACAAUAUGACAUGGGAGCUAUAUCCCAUGUAAUAUCAAAUUCCUAGUACGUAUAUUCUAGGAAAAUGUUAACAUUAAAAAAUAAUUAAAUCAUUAAGUCUUUUGGUAUUUCGCUUUGCUUUCAAUUUAUCUUUGCAUGAACUUUGGCCAUACUCAUGGCACACCCAUUUACAACAGUUAUUGGAAACUUUUUAUUAAAGUUGAAAAACUAAUUGCACUAACAAAUUUAAGGAAGAAUGUUCCAAAAAAAUUUUUAUUUUUAUAAAGCUCUUACCUUUGUCUAAAAUUUUAAAAAUUUAUAAAAAAAAUAAUUUUUAUGUAAUAAAAGAUAAUUUGGUAAUAACAUUUUAUUUCAAUCCAGUAUAAAUGUAAUUAAUAUGUGUGUACACAAUUGCAGUGUGUUACUGCAGCAUAUACUUUUGUUUUGGAACAGGCCAUUAUUAUCUCCAUUUCAUAUGCAUGUGUAUUCCGUGAAUGAAAAGUAAAGUUAAUUAACAGUUCUAUCCUGCUAUACAUGCAAAAAUUAGUUUCAAAAUUUUACGAUUCAAGAUAACAGAAGGUUAUUUAUUGUAAAAAUAUGAGAUAAGGUUUAUUUUUAUACAGGGUUUUAAUUGUUAUCAAAUAUUGGAAUUGUGAAAUUUCCAUAUAAAUUUGCAGCUCACAGAUAUAUUUUUCAUUUUAUAAUAAAAUUUAAAAUGAAUAAUCACUGUAAUAAAAGAAUUAAUAUUAUACUUAAUAUUAAUAUCAAUGUCGUAUAGAGUAUUUUUUUUAAAUUUUUACUACUUUAAAAUUUAAAAUACAUGUUUACACUAAUAUCUAAUCAAAUAAAUUUAUAUUGAAAUUAAAAAGUUAUUUUAAAAUUUUAAAAUUUUUCUUAUUUUACUGCAUUUUUUUUUGUGCAAUUUAUAUUUUUAAAUAAUUUUUGCUGCUCAAUUUGUUAAU